AUGGCUCAUGAGCCCAAAUGGCAUGAAUUAUUGUUUAGAGCAAGUAAAGACAUCCCUGAGGAUCCAUGGAUCUUUGAUCAGUUGAUGGAGAUCGCGGGUAAUGGUGUAUCCCGCUGUUUGGAUGAUUUUCUUGGGGGUGUCAAGACGCGAAAGAUUGUAUUUCUAUGUGGCAGCGGUAAUAAUGGAGGAGAUGGGCUUGUUGCAGCUCGAUAUAUGAAGAUUAUGGGUUAUUCAGAGGUCUCAGUGUACUAUCCCAAGCAGGGGGAUAAUCCCUUUUAUGACGCCCUGAUUACGCAGCUCGUAUGUUCGGGUAUUCAUGUGGAGAGACGAGCUGAGGGCUGUGUAGUCGACCGGGAGGUGGUGUAUGUGGAUUGUAUUGUGGGAUUCGGUUUUUCAGGAACAUCAUUAAGAUCUCCUUGGGACAAAAUAAUGAACGAAAUCCGUGAAGCCGGUGGUAUUUGCGUUGCUGUGGAUGUGCCGUCAGGCUCAGAGGUCGACGCGCCCUUUCCUAAAGGAUUAAAAGGAUGGGACGCACUGAUAUCCCUCAUGCUACCGAAAGACUGUUCCAAGGACUUUCCAGGUGCCCACUACUUGACUGGAUGCUUCGUACCCGAGUAUGACUCACUCUGCCUCACAAAACGUUCGCGUCGAAACAGGACCCCUGUUUAUCCGCCCUCUGUUCUGUAG
Molecule: messenger RNA, 687 nt
Organism: Gregarina niphandrodes
Lineage: Eukaryota; Apicomplexa; Conoidasida; Eugregarinorida; Gregarinidae
Product: putative NAD(P)H-hydrate epimerase
Exons: 2
Coding region: 1-687 (228 amino acids)
Cellular component (GO): mitochondrion
Molecular function (GO): NAD(P)HX epimerase activity
Source: RefSeq, a predicted model, not a curated record